Mesorhabditis belari is the source of this 1578-nucleotide messenger RNA. Lineage: Eukaryota; Metazoa; Nematoda; Chromadorea; Rhabditida; Rhabditidae. The record is from the annotation of a GenBank genome assembly.
AUGAAACGAUCAUUGAUUCGUUGGGCCCUUUUUUUGAAAGGAAAAGCAUGGCAAACGGUCCGAUACAUUCCGGUCGUUCUCAUUGUCUUAAUGUUUGUCAUCUUUUUCAUCGGACCUUUAAUUACUAGUAAAAGUUUAAUCUUUCGAAUUCAACGAGGAACACAAGAUGAAAUUGUCUAUGAUUUGUUUUUGAUCUCUUCGUAUUAUUAUCCGAAUUCGACCAGUUUGGGCGACAAUGCGGUGAGUUUAUUGUUGACCGGAAACUAUGAAGCGAUCAAAAUGGGAGGAUUGAGAAUUAUUGCAUGGAAUGACACAGCGAAUGCAAUAAUUUCUCUACCGUUAGCAAGAAUCACUCCACAUAAUGUGUGUCAUUGGAUUUCGAUGAAAGCCCUUGGCACCACUUUGCCCAAUAUGACCAAUAUGGCUCUCAUUCUUGGUGGACGAUAUCAAAAUAUUCCAUAUCGUUUACCGGAAUACCGUAAAUAUGAUGUGGUUACAUGUGUGGCUCCACUCUUCGCAAACGAACAAUGGCAAUACGCACUUUUUGCCGCUCAUACAUACAAAAGAUUCGGAGCAUUUAUGCAUUUGUAUGUGCGAAGUAUGGUGACACCGAUGUUGGAGAUGUUAAAGAUCUACGAAAAAGAGGGAUAUUUGAGGAUACAACCUUGGAUGAGAAUCAACUUGCAAACGAUCGACGAGGAUUUGUUCAAUCCAAACAUCAACAUCGAAUUUCGAAAUCAAGCAGCCGCUCAAACGGAUUGUCUUUUACAAUACAAGGAAUCGGCAUCGUACAUCUCGUUUAUGGAUUUAGACGAUAUUUUGAUUCCACGGAUUGGAAAAACGUAUUUGGAUGAGUACAAUUAUUUCUUCACCGUUUUACCACAAGCUGCCUAUAUUCACUACAGUAAGGAAAACGUGGCGGUGAAAGGACAGCGUUCCCCGGAAAAAUUUUCUCUCGCUCAAAUGUAUUCAUCCAUCUACUUUAAGCAGGUGAACGAGACGGGGAAAUUUGUGACGAGACCCCAUUUGAUCAAUGCAACGUGGAUUCAUUGGCCGACACAUAUUCAAAGGAAUAUGCAAAGCUAUGUGAUUCCACCUAAUUUGAACGCAAUCACUCACCUCAAAUUAAUGGACGAUGAUACGAGUCCGGCUGACAGGAAUAUGAUCAGAGAACCUCUCUUUGAGCCGAAAAUCUAUUUCGAGAAUGAAGUUGUCUUCACGAACUCCACCGAACGAAAACCAUUACUGUACAGAAGAGAUAUUGCAUGGAUUCAAGAAGACUUAGAGAGAAUGUUGAGGAUUCCGGAAGUGAAGGCUCUUUUCGCUUUGUUGCCAAAAGAUUUAUUCUAUUUCAAUAUCAUUCUCAAGUGUUUCAAUGAUACAUAUUAUCAAUAUCAUUAUUCGGGUCAAAUGAAUAAGAUCACAUGUCCGGGACCGGAACGGUGUCAUUUUCCCGCUAAUCCGGGUAUCAACUGUUCAAACUCUGAUGGAGAUUAUCUCUCAACAAGUGACAACAAAUUGGUCAACAUUCAUUUUGUCACUCAACAACAUUUUCGAGUCGAGGACGGGUGUAAACCA